UUUCCUUGCCGGUCGGUUGUAAGCCAGUGGUAUCCCGCCGAGUUUUCCCGAAGCGAAGCGCGUGGCUCUACUAUUUUUCAAGUGUCUUUCCUUUAACAUCGAUGUUCUUUUAUAAUUGUUGUAGAUUCAGUUCUUGAAAUCGGUGAUGGAACCAGUGACACGUUAUGGCUUAGACCAAGAAAGAAGAGCGAUAUUAGACUAUUUAACCGCAGAUGCGUGUGUUUUCGAAGAAAAAUUCAAAACGCUCAAAGUAAGAGCGACAAAGUGCGCUGAAGAAUCCAGAAACAUACGAUCAAAAGCCGUGAGGAUACUUUAUCAAAAAAAUCACGAUGUACAAGUACACGAGCAGCUAUCGAAACAGUUCACUGAAAGCAUCGCUAAAGCACCGAGCGAGACAGAAGAGAUAUCUUUGGCAUACAACGACAGAUCGAAAUUCUUGUUUCACAUUCGGAAAUACGCCGAAUCCGUUAAAGACAUCGAACGUGCUUUACAAAUAACGCAAAUAGAUAGUUUAAAAGUCGAAUUGUAUUGUCGUAAAAUCGAGUGCUUCGUAGCGUUGGGUAUAAGCGUCGACAAGAGUACUUACCUGAAAACCAAAAUGUACCUUAGUAAAAUUGACAGCUCGGACGAGAAUCAACAUAAAUUAAAAAAAUUGAUGAAAAGAGCGAAGCAAACGAUGGAUCAAGGCCAAAAAGACCCGCAAACGAAAGAUCCGAGAGAGCUGAUAUGCACAUCGUCUUCGGCAGCAAGACUGACUCACAGUCAAAGAUACGGAAGACACUUGGUGGCGACACGCGACGUCAAGCCUGGAGAAAUCGUUUGUGCAGAGAGAUUUUACGCCGUGACGCGCAAUCCAAGUGAACAGUACACUUAUUGCAGUCAGUGUUUGAAUGUAUCGUUGACUUUAGUUCCGUGCAGUCAGUGCGACUUGAACAUGUAUUGCUCGGAAAGCUGUAAAGCUAAAUCUUGGGCUAGGUAUCACGAUGUCGAAUGCGCUCUCGUUACGCCUAUUAUGCAAAUUUGUCCAGAUUUCGAUUUUUCUUGUCGACUAGCUUUGAAGUUCUUUAUUAUGGCGCUUAAAGAAGCUGGUUCCUUGAAGAAUUUGAGAGCAGAAUUGACGGAAAUUGAAGCUUGCAAAGACCCAUGUUCGAGAGGAAUGAUCAACGGCAAAUUUCGUAGUAAUACAUUCAAAAGUGUAUUUAGUUUAUCUCAUCCAUUCCGAUGUGAAAAAUUGAAGUACCUAACCGAAAAGUGCGUCGUUUCCUUGAUCGCUAUUGCUAAGUAUUCCAAGUUAUUAGGACAAACUUUCAAAUUCAUUGAUAACAGAAAGAUGGCUACAAGUAGGGAUGCAGUUUUUCUUGGUGGGAUGCUUUUGAAAUUUUCACUUAUAGCCUAUUCAAACUCCAUUGAUUACUUAGAAAAUUAUACCGAUGUGAUAGUACAGAAUGGCCAAAUUCAUCUGAAAAGAAUGAUAUCUGCUUCAAGAGGACAAGCAUUAGCUCCAGUAACGAGUCUUAUAAAUCAUAGUUGUAAUCCAAAUGUUAAUAAGUUGUACACGGACGACGGUAAAGUUAUAUAUUAUUGUAUAUUACCAAUAACAAAGGAUUCUCAGAUUUUUGAUUCCUACUGUCCGCCAUUUUAUUCCACAUGGUCAAAAGAUGAUAGGCAAAAAUAUCUCGAGGAUUUUUAUCAAUUUAAAUGUAAAUGUGAGGCAUGUCGUAAAGAUUGGACGUCAGCUCCACGUCACAACGAUGACAGAACGGAACACUUAGAAUUACUACCACAGCACAUCACCUCUAAAGAUUCUGAAACGAAAUCAAUUUUCAAAAAAAUAUCCAAUUAUAUUAAGAUAAUAGUGAAAUCUGGAGAUAUGAAAACAAAAUUAGAAACUUUUAGUUCGAUAGGUGAUGACAUUGAGACUCUUUUAAAAAAUGUGGAUUUUCCAUCGCCUCAAGUGAUAGUGUUUUUUUACUUGUUACGAUUGGCAUACGACAAGACUUAUGGUUGUAGAAAAGCCGUAAUACCUUUUGGAAAUUGCAGAAAAACGUGAAUGCCAAUUAAGAAUUAAGAACUGUUGUAAAAACCAUUGUGCUAAAGUAUUUUUACGUAUUUUUUAAGGAACCAAAACUUCCUUUGUAGAUAAAUAAUAUAUAGUAUACAGUAUAUACAAUAAUAAAUAAUAUACAGU
Phymastichus coffea is the source of this 2188-nucleotide messenger RNA. Its product is annotated as SET and MYND domain-containing protein 4-like. The record is from RefSeq and is a predicted model, not a curated record. The transcript has 6 exons. Lineage: Eukaryota; Metazoa; Arthropoda; Insecta; Hymenoptera; Eulophidae. Bases 146 to 2050 code for a protein of 634 amino acids. Gene Ontology annotation, molecular function: protein binding.